CCCCAUUCUUACGUCUAGCAAGGAAAAGGGACACCACGUGCACGUCGUGUUUUUACGUGUCGGCAUUUCAUGCUGAGAUUUUCUGGUUGAAAUUUAUUCCAUUGUCCGUCCAUCUUCGGACACCGCCUGCAUCGUUACUGCAAUCCGCAUUUUUGGGCUGCUCGAAUCGUAGAGUUUCUCCCGUGACUGCAGAAGAAAAAACACGCUAAAAUGGCUCUUUACAACUUCAAGAAAAUUAUGGUUGUUCCACCAGCCAAGGACUUCGUGGACAUUAUCUUGUCUAAAACUCAAAGGAAAACACCCACUGUUGUGCACAAACAGUACAAGAUUUCCAGGAUUAGGUCAUUCUACAUGCGCAAAGUUAAAUUCACGCAGCAGAACUUCCAUGAUCGAAUUUCGCAAAUCAUCCAGGAUUUUCCUAAACUUGAUAACGUUCAUCCCUUCUAUGCUGACUUGAUGAAUAUUCUUUAUGACAAGGACCACUACAAACUUGCUCUAGGUCAGCUGAACACUGCUAGACAUUUGAUUGACAAUGUUGGCAAAGAUUACGCCCGUCUCCUCAAGUUCGGAGACACUUUGUACAGGUGCAAACAACUGAAACGAGCUGCCCUUGGAAGGAUGGCUACAAUCAUGAAGCGCCAGGGUCCAAAUUUGUCUUAUUUGGAAAGUGUUCGUCAGCACUUGGCUCGCUUGCCUUCGAUUGACCCGUAUACUCGGACGAUCCUUCUCUGUGGCUUUCCUAAUGUCGGAAAGUCUAGUUUUAUCAACAAGAUCACCCGAGCUGACGUUGAAGUUCAGCCAUAUGCCUUCACAACUAAGGCACUGUACGUGGGACACAUGGACUACAGAUAUCUGCGUUGGCAGGUGAUUGACACACCUGGAAUUUUGGACAAGCCAUUGGAGGAAAGGAACACAAUUGAAAUGCAAGCUGUGACUGCUCUGGCUCACCUCCGAGCUUGUGUUGUUUACAUGAUGGACUUGUCGGAGCAGUGUGGCAAAACUCUUGAGGAGCAGGUCAAGCUUUUUGAGAGCAUCAAACCACUUUUUGCCAACAAGCCCUUGAUUGUUGCUUUCAACAAAAUUGAUGUUACACCUUUGUCUUCACUUGAUGACGAUCGUAAACUUGUUUUGGAGCAACUCAUUAAGGAUAACAAAGUGAUGGAGAUGAGUACUUUAACCGAGCAAGGUGUUAUUGAAGUGAAGACGGAGGCCUGUGAAAAGCUUCUUGCCACCAGAGUUGAGACGAAAACUCGUCUGAAUAAGACGGAAGGAAUCAUGAACAGGCUGCACGUCACUCAACCAGCACCUCGAGAUGCAAAGACAAGGCCGCCAUGCAUACCAGAUGGAGCUGUGGAGUUCCGUAAAAAGCGUUUGGCUUUGUUGGCUGCCAAGAAGGCUGAGGAAGAGGGCGAUGAAGGUGAUUCUGAGGAAGAUGAGGAUCAAAUGGAAGUCGAGAAGAAGAAAACUGAGAGGGACAUUGAAGUGGAAAUGGGAGAUGAUUAUAUUCUUGAUCUUCAGAAGAAGUAUGAUCUGCCUGAAGAAGAGAAAUAUGACACCAUUCCCGAGUUCUGGGAGGGGCACAAUAUUGCGGACUACAUCGAUCCAGACAUUUUCAAGAAACUGGAGGCUUUGGAGAAAGAAGAGGAUUUGCGAGAAGCGGCUGGGAUGUAUACAGUGCCGAAGAUUGAGUUGGAUGAUACAAUGCAGGAGAUUUGUCGCCUUGCUAAGCAAAUUCGAGACAAAAAGGCUAUUAUGCGUGAUGAGGCUCGGAUUAUUAAGAGCAGUACAAAGCCGAAGCUACCCAGAACUGCAGCCGCUAAGGACAGAGAUAGGAGUGUGUCUCGUCUGAGAACUCAGAUGAAUGAUUUAGGCGUGGAACCGUCUGAGAGUGAAAAUGCUCACUACUUGAAAGCAAACAAACGAGGACGUUCAGCAACUAAAAGUCCUGUUGCUACUAAAAGGAUGAGAGUAGACUCUGAAGGAAGGGCCAGAAGCAUGUCGAAGACGCCUAGGGAUGAAAUGGGAGUGAAGAAUCCAGAGAUGCGAAUCAAGCUGAAGGAUAAGGCCCAUAGGGCCAUCAGAAAGAAGGUUGGCAAGAAGGGUCUUAAAGGAGAAGCUGAUAGGUUUAUUGGAACUAAGAUGCCCAAGCAUCUGUUCACUGGAAAGAGGGGCAUUGGAAAAACGGACCGAAGAUAAACUAUUUUGCUGCUAUACCUUGUUCUGCUUCAGGAUAUUUUAUAUAUCGCAAAUAAAGGCCACUCAAAUAAAGUUGCCACUCAAUUACU
Neocloeon triangulifer is the source of this 2285-nucleotide messenger RNA. RefSeq names its product nucleolar GTP-binding protein 1 (gene Non1). The coding region runs from base 211 to 2196 and encodes 661 amino acids. Gene Ontology annotation, cellular component: nucleolus. The transcript has 11 exons. Gene Ontology annotation, molecular function: RNA binding; GTPase activity; GTP binding. The record is from RefSeq and is a predicted model, not a curated record. Gene Ontology annotation, biological process: ribosomal large subunit biogenesis. NCBI's taxonomy places the organism in Eukaryota, Metazoa, Arthropoda, Insecta, Ephemeroptera, Baetidae.